AACAUGGCGGCGACUGGCACGGGCCGGUGAGGCGGUACCGGGCGGGGGCUGGCGGGUGUCAUGGGCGGUGGCGGCGGCACCGCCCCCGCGUCUCCCUGAACGGGACCGUGCUAGGGCCUCUGCGCCGCGCCGGGCGAUGGACGGGAGCUCGGAGCUGGGCCUCAUGGAGACCAUGGAGACGCUGACGGAGCUGGGCGACGAGCUGACCCUGGGGGACAUCGACGAGAUGCUGCAGUUUGUCAGCAAUCAAGUGGGAGAGUUCCCCGACUUGUUUUCAGAGCAGCUGUGUAGCUCCUUUCCUGGUGGUGGUGGUGGCGGCGGCGGCGGUGGCGGUGGUGGCGGCGGCAGCAGUGGCAGUACUGGCAGCACCGGCACCAGCAGCACCAGCAGGAGCACCAAUGGCGGAGCUGGGGACCCCUCCAUACAGCGGUCCUUCAGCCAGGUUCCGUUGCCUUCCUUCUCUCCCUCAGUCGCUUCCCCCCAGGCUCCCGCCCUGCAGGUCAAGAUCCCUUCUACCACAGUUCCCACCCCACCACGAGCAACACCCGUGCUCCAGCCCCGGCCCCAGCCCCAGCCUCCGGCUCAGCUGCAGCAGCAGACAGUGAUGAUCGCCCCAACGUUUAGCACUGCUCCGCAGACCAGGAUCAUCCAGCAGCCUCUGAUCUACCAGAACGCGGCCACCAGCUUCCAAGUCCUUCAGCCUCAAGUGCAAAGCCUGGUGACGUCCUCCCAGGUACAGCCGGUCACCAUCCAGCAGCAGGUGCAGACCAUACAGGCCCAGCGGGUGCUGACGCAGACGGCCAACGGGACGCUGCAGACCCUCGCCCCAGCCACUGUGCAGACCGUCGCUGCGCCCCAGGUGCAGCAGGUGCCGGUCCUAGUCCAGCCUCAGAUCAUCAAGACAGAUUCCCUUGUUUUGACCACACUGAAGACAGAUGGCAGCCCUGUGAUGGCGACCGUCCAGAACCCAGCCCUCACCGCCCUCACCACCCCCAUCCAGACAGCCGCCCUCCAAGUACCGACGUUGGUGGGCAGCAAUGGGACCAUUCUGACCACAAUGCCUGUGAUGAUGGGACAAGAGAAAGUGCCCAUUAAACAGGUACCUGGGGGUGUCAAGCAGCUAGAGCCCCCGAAAGAAGGAGAAAGGCGGACCACACACAAUAUCAUCGAGAAGCGGUACCGUUCCUCCAUCAAUGACAAAAUCAUCGAGUUGAAGGAUCUGGUCAUGGGCACAGAUGCUAAGAUGCACAAGUCUGGUGUUCUGAGGAAGGCCAUUGAUUACAUCAAAUACCUGCAGCAGGUCAAUCACAAACUUCGUCAAGAGAAUAUGGUGCUGAAACUGGCAAAUCAGAAAAACAAGUUCUUGAAGGGCAUUGACCUAGGCAGUCUGGUGGACAACGAUGUGGACCUAAAGAUUGACGACUUUAAUCAGAAUGUCCUGCUGAUGUCUCCCCCGGCCUCCGACUCGGGGUCCCAGGCCGGCUUCUCUCCCUACUCCAUUGAUUCGGAGCCAGGAAGUCCUCUGUUGGACGAUGCAAAGGUCAAAGAUGAACCAGACUCUCCUCCAGCAGCCCUGGGCAUGGUGGAUCGCUCUCGGAUUCUGCUGUGUGUCCUCACGUUCCUGGGUCUCUCCUUUAAUCCACUGACUUCCCUGCUGCAGUGGGGAGGGGCCCACGACGCUGACCAGCACCCAUACUCGGGCUCCGGCCGCAGCAUGCUCUCAUUGGAGUCAGGUUCUGGAGGCUGGUUUGAUUGGAUGGUGCCAACUCUCCUGCUGUGGCUGGUAAACGGUGUGAUUGUCCUGAGCGUCCUGGUGAAGCUCCUGGUCCACGGGGAGCCCGUGACCCGGCCACACUCCCGCUCCUCUGUCACCUUUUGGAGGCACCGGAAGCAGGCAGACCUGGACCUUGCCAGGGGAGAUUUUGCAGCAGCUGCUGCCAACCUACAAACCUGCCUGUCUGUUUUGGGCCGGGCACUGCCCACCUCCCGCCUGGACCUGGCCUGCAGCCUCUCCUGGAACAUGAUCCGCUACAGCCUGCAGAAGUUGCGGCUGGUGCGCUGGCUGCUCAAGAAGGUCUUCCAGCGCUGGCGGGCUACAGCAGCCAAUGCGGCCGGCUUUGAGGACGAAGCCAAGAGCAGUGCUCGGGAUGCAGCCCUGGCCUAUCACAGGCUGCACCAGCUGCACAUCACAGGGAAGCUUCCGGCGGGAUCUGCCUGCUCCGAUGUGCACAUGGCCCUGUGCGCCGUGAACCUGGCUGAGUGUGCUGAGGAGAAGAUCCCACCCAGCACUCUGGUUGAGAUCCACCUGACGGCGGCCAUGGGGCUGAAGACCCGCUGCGGAGGCAAGCUGGGCUUCCUGGCCAGCUACUUCCUCAGUCGCGCCCAGAGCCUGUGUGGCCCUGAGCAUAGCACGGUACCCGACUCCCUGCGCUGGCUCUGCCACCCCCUGGGCCAGAAGUUCUUCAUGGAGCGAAGCUGGUCCGUGAAGUCGGCAGCCAAGGAGAGUCUCUACUGUGCCCAAAGGAACCCAGCUGACCCCAUCGCCCAGGUCCACCAAGCUUUCUGUAAGAACCUGCUGGAGAGAGCUGUGGAGUCCUUGGUGAAACCUCAGGCCAAGAAGAAGGCCGGAGAUCAGGAAGAAGAGAGCUGUGAAUUCUCCAGUGCUCUGGAGUACCUGAAGUUACUUCACUCCUUCGUGGACUCUGUGGGGUUUGUGACCCCCCCCUUUUCCAGCAGCGCUGUGUUCAAGUCCGCCCUGGGCCCCGAUGUCGUGUGUCGCUGGUGGGCCUCCGCCAUCACCAUGGCCAUCAGCUGGAUCCAGGGAGACGACGCUGCCGUGCGCUCUCAGUUCGCCAACGUGGAGCACGUCCCCCCGGCCCUGGAAGUGACUGAGAGCCCCCUGGUGAAGGCGAUCUUCCAUACCUGCAGAGCCAUGCACGCCUCGGUGUCCGGGAAAGCAGACGGGCAACAGAACUCCUUCUGUCAUUGUGAAAGGGCCAGCGGCCACCUGUGGAACAGCCUCAACGUCAGCGGGGCUGCCUCCGACCCUACCCUCAACCACGUGAUCCAGCUCCUUGCCUGUGACCUACUGCUGUCUCUGCGGACCACACUCUGGCAGAAGCAGACGGGUGCCAGCCAGGCCCUCGGGGAGACUUACCACGCCUCGGGCGCCGAGCUGGCCGGCUUCCAGCGGGACCUCGGCAGCUUGCGCAGGCUAGCCCACGGCUUCCGCCCGGCAUACCGCAAGGUGUUCCUGCACGAAGCCACUGUGCGAUUGAUGGCAGGAGCCAGCCCCACCCGCACCCACCAGCUGCUGGAGCACAGCCUGCGGCGGCGGACCGCCCAGAACACCAAGCCAGGAGAGGCGGACGCCUGGCCCGGGCAGCGCGAGCGGGCCACGGCCAUCCUGCUGGCCUGCCGACACCUGCCUCUCUCCUUCCUCUCGUCCCCGGGCCAGCGGGCGGUGCUGCUGGCCGAGGCCGCCCGCACGCUGGAGAAGGUGGGCGACCGGCGCUCCUCCAGUGACUGCCAGCAGAUGAUCGUCAAGCUGGGCGGCGGCACUGCCAUCGCCGCCUCCUGACCGCCCCGCGCCCCUCCGCUCCAUCCGCGUCCCAGGGCCCCGCCUCUGUCUCCGCUGGAGCGCCGCGGGGUGCGGAUGUGGGGGGGGGGGCCGCCGGGCGGGCCCUGUAGACAUCGCGUCAGUAGAUGCCCGUGGUCCCGGCCCCGUGUGCCCAGAGGAUAGACGGGGGCGGGAAUGGGGGGUGGACCGGCUCCCCCCGCUAGUCCUCCAGAGACUUCUCCUCCGCGCCCCCCCUUUUUACCAGGCUCUCACUGUGGGGGCCUCUCCGGGCUCAGGACCUGCCUGGCAUGCCCCUUCCCCUUUUUAUACGAACGUUUUUUAUACCCGUGUGCUUGCGUCUGCCGUGAUGCAGGACGAAGUUGCCGUGGCAUCCUGUUUUCUCUCGUGGGUCUGCAUCCUCCCCGGUGCCUGACAGCCCCUCCAUUGUUUUCUCAUCAUUCCCAGAUCAGCCCGGGAAGGAGGGGAGCCCGGCCCCCCGGAGGUGGGCGGGAGGCAGGGGCAGGCCUAGGAGUGGUUGAAAUAAUGUUGGCAUUAUUUUUUAAUUUUUUAAAAAAUAAAUGGUAUCUUAUUUAA
This is a messenger RNA of Perognathus longimembris pacificus (Pacific pocket mouse), 4153 nucleotides long. It is a transcript of the gene Srebf2, whose product is annotated as sterol regulatory element binding transcription factor 2. The coding region runs from base 137 to 3580 and encodes 1147 amino acids. The record is from RefSeq and is a predicted model, not a curated record. Gene Ontology annotation, cellular component: nucleus. The transcript is spliced from 19 exons. Gene Ontology annotation, biological process: positive regulation of cholesterol storage; positive regulation of transcription by RNA polymerase II. Gene Ontology annotation, molecular function: DNA-binding transcription factor activity, RNA polymerase II-specific; RNA polymerase II cis-regulatory region sequence-specific DNA binding; protein dimerization activity. NCBI's taxonomy places the organism in Eukaryota, Metazoa, Chordata, Mammalia, Rodentia, Heteromyidae.